CAUUCACCAAUGAAGAGAAUUUGACCAAUGAAAAAAUGAUUCUGUGUUUGAAUCACUGCCGUAGUGUAUAUGCAAUAUUACUAAAGUUUCAUGUUUCUUUAUGCUUUAAUUCAGUGUUAAACAGUGGGGUGAGUACAGGACACAUAAUGAAGGACAUUAUGUGGGAAUCCUCUCUGUGCAGGAGCUGUCCGCCAGCCGUGGUGCUGAACUCAGUCUCUUAUGUGGGCUCGCUUGUUUUCUUUGCCGUGCGCAUCUCCGUCUACUGACUGCAACUCGGGACGGAUUAAAGCACGCGGACGGAGGUUAAACGUCAUUCACUAAUUACUAAACGUGGAGCUCGGCUACCCUCUUACGGCAGACGUCAGGAUGAUAAGUGUGCUCCUGGAUAGUGGUGUGUGGAAAUUAAAGCGGUGGAAAAAUUUGUUUCAUUUCAGAUUUUUUAUUUUAUUUUAUUUUAGCACGCUUCAGUGUUUUAGAUUAUAAAUAAAUUGUAAUGUAAAACAAAGGUGAUUCUAAGUAAAUCUAAACAGAAACAUUUAAAUGACGAUUUGCUUGCUGAAUGGACACUCUCUUCCAGGAUUUACCAGAGCAGCAUUCAUAGUUCACUUAAAACAGUAAAUGAGUAAACUAAAAUAUUUCAAUCAUAUAAUGACUUGGAACAAUUUGCCAUAAUGGAAAGUAAACUAAUUAACAUCUGAGCUCAGACCUCUCUAUUAUUAUACUCCUUAAUAAAACUCAGUGGAACCUCACAAGAGCAGAAGCAUCUCCAGUCACAUCAACAAACACGCCAAAAACAUCUAGCUCAAAAACAUAAUUAACUAUUGCUAAUAAACUGAUUAAAGUAAUGAUAACGGUACUGAACCACAGUUCAAUUAGCAAUGCUAAUUUCUCCACAUUCCAGUCUAUCUCCAUUUAAACACCAGUGGACAAUGUCAACAAACUUCCAGGCUAUUUGCAUUAUUGUAUAAGAAUGUCUUUUGUCCUUUAACCUUUCUUUCAUAGUUUCAUGUUGUGUAGGUGGACGAUCAUUUCUAUGUCAAUGAAACUUUGCCUGGGGAUAAUUGAAGGUCUGUGCUUUUGUGUAUUAAGGUGACUUAAAGGGGGAAGUGGUGGGACAAUAUCGCUGGUUAAAGGAAAUGUUCCUCCCAAACCAACAAUGGAAAGCAUCUAAUUCAAAAAAUUAUUAGCAAAAAAAAAAAAAAAAAAAAAGUGAAUAAAGGAGGGAAACAAUGUGGAGUGAAUCCAGUCUCGUCAGAGGCUGUCCAACGAGCCAGACGAGGCAGCCCCCUUCUUCUUCUGCUGCUGCUGCUGCUGCUGCUGGUGGUGGUGUAACACUUCUGGAUGCGGUAAAGCCUUGAAGGAGGAGAGAAGCAGAGAGACACCUCCUGAUAGGGAGCCGCUGAUUGACGGAGAGAAAAGCAGAAAGAGAGAGUGUGGAAACAGCCCAUGGUGAGGAAGCCAAAGAGGAGGAGGAGGCGAGGCGAGUGACUAGCAACGGAGAAGAAUAGGUGGUGGUACAGUCCGGGUGUAGACCCUCUUCCUCCAGGCGCUCGGUAGAGAUGGAUCCGCAUUCAGCUCUUAACAACAUGACUUGGCUUGUACUUUCCCUCCUGCUCCUGCUCGGAUGCCAAAAUAGUCUUUGUCAGCAGUCGUCAGAAGCUCAAAAAGAGGAGGACGCCAACGAGGACAGCACGGUUUUCACCAGGAUCCUGGACAGCCUGCUGGAUGGCUACGACAACAGGCUCCGCCCAGGACUCGGAGAGAACGUGACGGAGAUCAAGACGAACAUCUUUGUCACCAGCUUCGGUCCUGUGUCUGACACAGAGAUGGAAUACACCAUAGACGUGUUCUUCCGUCAAAGCUGGAAGGAUGAGCGUCUCUGCUUCAAAGGCCCCAUGGAGAUGCUCCCAUUAAACAACCUGCUGGCUAGCAACAUCUGGACUCCUGAUACCUUCUUCCUCAAUGGUAAGAAGUCCAUCGCUCACAACAUGACCACACCCAACAAGCUGCUGAGACUGAAGGACGACGGAACCCUGCUCUACACAAUGAGGUUGACAAUCUCAGCAGAAUGCCCCAUGCAACUGGAGGACUUUCCCAUGGACGCCCACGCCUGCCCGCUCAAGUUUGGCAGCUACGCCUAUCCAGUAUCAGAGGUGGUCUACACAUGGACUCAAGGAGCUGCCAAGUCUGUUGUUGUGGCAGAAGAUGGUUCUAGACUCAACCAGUACCAUCUCAUUGGACAAACAGCUGACACAGAGGACAUACGCACCAGCCGAGGACAAUACACUGUGAUGAUGGCGCACUUCUACCUGAAGAGGAAGAUCGGAUAUUUUGUCAUCCAGACGUACAUGCCAUGUUUCAUGACUGUAAUCCUGUCCCAGGUGUCGUUUUGGCUCAACAGAGAGUCCGUUCCCGCGCGGACCGUGUUUGGGGUGACUACGGUGCUGACUAUGACCACACUCAGCAUCAGCGCCAGAAACUCGCUUCCCAAAGUAGCCUACGCAACAGCCAUGGACUGGUUCAUUGCUGUCUGCUAUGCUUUCGUCUUUUCAGCUCUUAUCGAGUUUGCCACAGUGAACUACUUCACCAAAAGGAGCUGGGCUUGGGAUGGCAAGAAAGCUCUGGAAGCACAGCACCCUAAGAAACGAGACCCAAUGGUGCUCUCAAAAAAGGCCAACAACGUUUGCUCGGCAGCUGUCAACUAUACCCCCAACCUUACCAAGGACGCGUCCAUCUCCACCAUCUCCAAUACGACGUCGGUGCAGCUGCGGGGUUCAGAGAGCAAACUGGUGGACCCCAAAAAGACGUACAACAGCGUCAGCAAGAUCGACAAGAUGUCGCGAAUAGUUUUCCCUGUCCUCUUUGGAACCUUCAACCUCGUCUACUGGGCCACAUACCUGAACAGGGAACCGAUGGUGAAGGGAGUUGUCGCUUCCACAUAAUCGCUUAUUUUGUUUGUUUUUGUGCAACGUUUAUUCUUUCUGAAACUGAAUUUGUGUAAAAUAAGAAAGGGUUUGAUCCCAAUCAAUCGCUGCUUUAGAAAAAGACAAUUGAUAAAGCAAACAUCUGCGCUUGAAGAACGAAGAAACAUCUAUCUAAUUCAGGCAACCUGAAUGGCUGCAAGAGGUUUCCUUUCCUUUUCUUGAGGACUAAAAAAAACUGCUCUGUAAUGAAGAAACUGCUUUAAAGAAACAGGAGAGUGGCGGCUUUGCUUCCUUCUCGUCUAUCCUGCUGCAGUUUGCAUGACAUUCUCUUUAACUGGAAACUGUGGACUCCUUUGUCUUAAAUACCGACCAUGUAUAUGUCAUCGCUUAAAGUGCAGAGGCUCACUUAGUUUGGAUUGGAAAGUUAAUUUGAAUGGUAAGCAAUGCUGCGAGUAUAUUAAUUUAGCAGUUCUUUUUGCCAUCCACGUGAUGUUAUGUUCCAUUGUACUGCUUCAAAACCCUUAGACACAAGCCUAGAAUCUGAAAAGUGAGAAAAACAAAUUAGGAAACUUGAGAGUUACAUACAAGUCCUCAAUAUUUACAUAAAAAUUUAGUAAAGCAAGAUAUAGAACAAGAAUAUUCGCACAUCUUUUGCGUGAAAGGUAAAAAAAAAAUAGCUGUGAGAGACGGGCUAGCACAGUUUGGGGACUGGGUAUAUGUGAUUCAAAUUAAAUUUUAAGCCUUGCUAACUCAGUCGUGAAACUAAUAUACACAGCUGAGAAGUCAGUUACCUGAAACGCGUUGUGUCACAUACAAAUCAGCAGUGAUGUGGAGCGUUCCAAGACUGUGAUUCUGUGAAGUGACCUGGAUUCAAGAAGCCUUUUAAGCAUCCUUGAGCAAAACACUGUGGCGCUAAAAGCUCCAGGAGGUUUUGCUUUCAGUUUGACUGCAGCUAAAAAUAACAGCUGACUCUUCAUCGUUGUACAAGUAGAUCAUCAAGUAAGAGACAUUUGGGUUUGACUUUUAAUGAAUUGUGCAUUUGUAACCCUGAACAAGCCACGAUAAACUGGUAAUGCUCAGUGUAAAAUGUUUCAAGAGCUACGGUGAAAGAGAUCUGUAAAUGGAAAUGUCAGUGUUGCAUCUCAAGAGUUUUUAUGUCAAGCUUUAUAAAUGUGACCUCUUACUUUAUUUUUACACAUCUAACCUCCAAUAUAAUCACCCUAUUUUCAAUUUGCUUUAGUAAGCUGGGUUUAAGACUUAGGUUUUAUAAACAACUUGCAUCUAAAAUUUUUUUUAAAUGUUUUGCAGUCACCUCUUUUGUUUUGUUUCAGUGGACAUUGACUCUUCUACAUCUAGGGUUAAACAGGCCUCUUUACUAGUCAACUAGAUAUCAACCUUCUCAGCUCUGCUGCUAAAUUGUAGAUAAAAUCAGUUUUUAAAGACGUACUCUGUGCCUGACGAUCUACAAACUAAUUUUAUUUUAUUUUUUUCUUAGGCUUUAAUACAUUUUUGAACACAUGCUAGUAAAAGAUAACACUAUAGCUAUGUUCCUCCCUUUUUGUUUUCUGUCACAAAGCUCAGUCUGCCGAAAGAAAACUCCUCAAAAAUGAUUGUGUUUUGUCUGUAUGCUCUUCCUUUUUUGGCGACAUCAUGUAUGUAUUUAAAAUUGAUGAUUUUCAUUCAAUAGGUUAUAUAAAAGAUAGUCAAAAAAAGGCUUUCUUACUAGCUAGUGAUUCAGGAAGCUCACAGCUGCUUACAGUUUGAUAAAGUCUGUUUUAUAAAGGGGUUCUUUGUGCCUGACUUUCUAAAUAUCCACUAUUUUCUAUUUUAAAAGUCAUCCUCUGACAUAAGAGUAAAAGCUAAAAGCUUAGUGUUUUAGUUUUGUUGCCAUUUUUCCAUGCAGUCUGCAAAAGAAACAUACAUUACAUUUUCUCUUUUCUAUGCCUUUUAUUUUACCCAACAUGUCACUGUUAAGGAAUGUACAUAAAAUUUAAUAACUAAUAAUAAUAAUCAAACAGAAAAGUCUUACAGAAGUGGGUUAAUUAGCUAUUUAUUUAGGAGGCUUUUGCGAUCAGUUACUAGGGGAUAAAAUCCGUCUAUGGGGGUUAUUUCUGUCUAGUUUUAUUUUGUAGGUUAAUCAACAACAUUCACAAAAAAAAAAAAAAAAAAAAAAAAAAACGUCCAAUGCUGACUUUGAAUUUAUUAGGUGUAAGCUCUUGUCUUGUAUCUUUUCCCUCAGGUUUUGUGUGUUUUUACUUCACUCUGUUCUUGAUGUUUGUGAAACAAAACAGACAUUUGAGCUUUUUGUGUAUUUUCUUCUCUAACUGAGACUGUGUGAGGAGAGGUUUGGGAUCAAGGCCGAGGAUCAGGUUCUGUGUCGGGACACUCAGGAACAAAAAGACCAACGUUUGGAGCCAACAUAAUGCCACUCAGUCUGCGCUUCUUGAACCACAUCAUAUCAAAGAUUGUACUUUAUUGGCCAUUUUCUUGGAGAACUUCAGGGCAGAUAAUAUUGUAUCCUAGUCUGAAAAGGCUUUAACUGGGUCUUAAGUUGGCUUUAGUAAAACAGCUCCAAAUGUACAACACUGAUGACCCAUGUGGGUCCCAGUUUUACCUCCAUCACAUCUUUAAGAGCAAUUAACAAACCCAUGAAUAAACUCAUCUGAUGACCAUUUCUCUUUCCAUUUCCUAAACAAACGGGCCCCAUAAAAAAUUGUUGCCUGGGAACAUCAUAACCAAUUUCUUUCCUACAAAUACCCAGCUUCUCACCACAACCGUACCUAAUUUACAUUUAAUGAAGACAAUUGUAUGAUAUUGUGACAGAUAAAAGCUUAGAUCCUGAAAGAAUGUGUACUUUCUUUUUUACAAUAGCUACUUUGCCAAUCAGCUUCUACAGCAUCAUAUUUGUUUCGUGGACCUAAAGUAAACAACAUCAGACCUGCUUGUUUAAGGUGCUUAAUGUGACGUGACAUGUGGCAGGACUGAUGCGUUCUGGUGAGCCGCUGCUUCUGGAUACUCAAAGUGUUGCUGUCUUGUCAGCGGUGCUGAAGUCUCUGUGCUUGUUAGGGUGAAAGGAUGUGGAAUGAAAUGCGGCUGAAGGUUGACACGUCCAUCUGACUGUCCGGCUUGGGUCGACAUGGCAGCCGAGAGAAGAUUAGCAGCGCAGACAAGCUCCCGGGGAACAACCUCUGUCUCUGUGCAUCUCUUCACACAGUAGUGAGUCUUUAAGAUUGUUUGUUGGGUUGAUUUGUAGAGCUGUAAUAAGCAUCUUCAGGUCAUUUUAUGAAAUCUGAUGAUAACCCUUGUGUCCCCAUGGUUAUUUUCCUGACUGCCUUCUCAAAAGCAGCAUUUAUUCCCAGUGCAGAGGAGCACUCAUCAACCUAUCCAUCUGUUCAACCUUCCUUCUCACUAUUGUUAGCCAAGAAACACCCGCCUGCCCCUCACAUCUUGCUUCAGCCUCUGUCACAGACUCAUCUGUCAUACAUCUGCUAGAAAAGGGAUUUAGUUCUGCUUAAGUUGCUUUCAUUCGGUCAGGGGGGCCCCUUACAGCAAAGCACUUUUCUCCGGUUUAAGCCCCGAGCAGCACCCAAUCCUGAUGACAACUGCUUGUUUUUCUCAGUCUGCAGUCUGGACAGAUUUGUGCGUGUUCUGGGGCAAACGCUCGAUUGACUAUGUGCACUUCAUCCAAUGCUAGCUCAUUGGUAGUGAGGUAGACUGGAGUUUUGGAGCUCUCAUUUAUGACUGCAACAGUUGUCUCUACUACAAACAGACAUUCUCCUGCAUGCAA
Gambusia affinis (western mosquitofish) is the source of this 6711-nucleotide messenger RNA. Its product is annotated as gamma-aminobutyric acid receptor subunit alpha-5-like. The coding region runs from base 1560 to 2942 and encodes 460 amino acids. The transcript is spliced from 10 exons. The record is from RefSeq and is a predicted model, not a curated record. Gene Ontology annotation, cellular component: synapse; postsynapse; neuron projection. Gene Ontology annotation, molecular function: inhibitory extracellular ligand-gated monoatomic ion channel activity; GABA-gated chloride ion channel activity; benzodiazepine receptor activity. Gene Ontology annotation, biological process: nervous system process; signal transduction; synaptic transmission, GABAergic. NCBI's taxonomy places the organism in Eukaryota, Metazoa, Chordata, Actinopteri, Cyprinodontiformes, Poeciliidae.